Molecule: messenger RNA, 1224 nt
Organism: Helianthus annuus (common sunflower)
Lineage: Eukaryota; Viridiplantae; Streptophyta; Magnoliopsida; Asterales; Asteraceae
Exons: 1
Coding region: 1-1224 (407 amino acids)
Source: RefSeq, a predicted model, not a curated record
AUGCCUGCCUCCUUGCCUUCUGAGUCUCCUCUUGUGGUGGAGUCCGAUUGUGUGCUCGGGUGUAUUAAAUCUUUCCCCAAAGGUACGUCAUGCGGGAGAGACGGCUUAAGGCCCCAACAUCUUUUAGAUGCUUUUUGUGGGGAGGGGUCUGUGAUUGCUGAUAGCCUGCUUAGGGCUACUUCAGCUAUGGUUAAUUUAUGCUUGGGGGGGAGGUGCCCUAGGAGUCUGGCGGAGUUUGUUGCUUCUGCUCCUCUUACACCUCUUCUCAAACCAGAUAAUGGGAUUAGGCCUAUCGCUGUUGGGUGGAUUUGGAGGAGGGUGAUCUCCAAGGUGGCCAUGAAAGGUGUUGGGAAGGAGAUGGCCAAAUACCUUGGCGAUUUCCAGUUUGGGGUAGGGAUUCCAUGUAGGGCAGAGGACAUUCUUCAUAGUGCGAACAGGUUCCUUAAUGAGUACCACCAAGAUGGGUCUCUUGCUUUGCUUACUGUUGAUUUUUCGAACGCUUUUAAUUUAGUUGAUAGGACAGCCCUACUGUACGAGGUAAGGAAAAGGUGUCCUUCUAUUUCUACGUGGGUCGAUUUUUUAUAUGGUCAACCAGCUAGAUUAUAUGUGGGUGAUGAGUAUAUUUGGUCUACUACUGGCGUUCAGCAGGGGGACCCCUUAGGGCCCCUCCUUUUUGCCCUUGUUCUACACCCCCUUGUUCACCGAAUAAGGGAUCGCUGCAAACUUCUAUUUCACGCCUGGUACCUAGAUGACGGAACGAUUAUUGGAGAUGCCACCCAAGUGGCUAAUGCUUUAGAUAUCAUCAGAGCUGAGGGUCCUCCCUUAGGGCUUCAACUUAAUAUAAAGAAAACUGAAGUUUUCUGGCCAACCUGCAAUGGUGUAAAGGUUCAGGAGGGCUUAUUCCCUCUGGGGAUUGGGAGGCUGGUGCUGGGUGUGAAACUCCUGGGGGGUGCCGUUAGUCGUGAUGCAGAGUUUAUUAGUAGUAUGGCUCUUAAAAGAGCGAACUGCGCAGUCGAGCUGAUGAGGUACCUUAAACGCCUACGGGACCCUCAGAGCGAGCUCCUCUUGCUUCGUUCUUGUAUGGGUGUUGCUAAAUUACUCUUUGGUCUUCAAACGUGUCAACCUUCUUUGGUCGGGGGAGCUGUCUCUGUUUUUGAUGAAGGCCUCCGGGGAGCACUAGAGGAUAUUGUUCUUUGUGGGGGUGCCUUUUUUGGAGAUCUCUAG